AUCCAUUUCCCCUUUAUAUAAAUCAAAACAUUUCUACCAACAGAUUAGAUAAAACCUAGAUUUGAUCUAAGCUCUCUCUUCUCUUCCUCUCUCUCUCUCAACUCACCAGAGCAAUUCCAUGGCGGGUAAGAGGCUAUUUCAAGAUCUAGAAUCCGAUAAGGGAAACAAAACUGAGAAACAGAUGAAAGCUCUACCAUCCUUAGCCUCCGUGGUUGGGGAUUUGAUUACAGAGAACACCAUGAAGAGAUUUUCUUCAGCCCUAGAACCACUUCUUAGAAAAGUUGUAAGGCAAGAAAUGGAACAUGGAAUAAAUAAAAGACUUCGAUCAUUUUCUCGGUCAUCGUCGUUUCGGGUCGAAGCUCCGGAGACUCCGAAAUUAAAGCUAAUGUUCCGUAAGAACUUAAUGACACCAAUAUUCACCGGAAGUAAAAUCAGUGACGUGGACAACAAUCCACUUGAGGUCAUCCUUGUCGAUGAUUCAGACAAUGAUUAUUCGUUCGCCCCGGUGAAUCUCGACCGUCCGAUCAGACUAGACAUCGUUGCUCUUCACGGAGAUUUUCCUUCGGAUGAUAAAUGGAGUAGUGAUGAGUUUGAGCGUAACAUCGUCAAAGAAAGGGAUGGCAAACGGCCGUUACUUGCCGGAGAAGUAAACGUAACGGUGAGAAAUGGCGUUGGAACGAUCGGAGAAAUUGAGUUCACAGAUAACUCGAGCUGGAUUCGCAGCCGCAAGUUUAGAAUCGGAUUAAAAGUAGCGAAAGGGAGUAGCGGUCAAGGCGUUGCGGUUUGUGAAGCGAUGACUGAGGCGUUUGUUGUUAGAGAUCAUCGUGGCGAAUUGUACAAGAAACAUUACCCACCAAUGUUAGAAGACGAAGUGUGGCGGCUAGAGAAGAUAGGCAAAGAUGGGGCCUUUCACAAGAAGCUCUCUUCUGAAAACAUCAACAACGUACAAGACUUUUUGAAGUUAUCCGUCGUUGACCUCGACAAACUCCGUCAGAUUAUGGGAGGAAUGUCUGAUAAAAUGUGGGAAGCCACAUUGAAACAUGCUAGAGAGUGUACUUUGGGAAAUAAGUUAUACAUUCACAGAGGACCGGAUUUUCUAUUGACCUUGAAUCCGAUUUGCGAAGUUUUGGAAGCAGUGAUCAACGGUCAGAUUUUUUCCAGCCGAGAAGCACUGAAUCAGCUCCCUAUCAAGAGUUUAGUUCGACAAGCUUACUCAAAGUGGAAUUUAUUAAAAGUGUUCGAAAGAAAAACGAACGAGAUUCCUCUUUUGACACAAGGUGAUAUUUUGGACCAACAACAAUAUGGUGGUAACCAUUACCACAACAUCGAAAUCAGUAGAGCGUAUCAACAAAACGGAUAUGCUCCAGAGAGAUCUACGAACAAUUUGGAGAUGAUAAACGAAGGGUAUAUUACGUCGAAUCCAAUGGAAUUCGGUAUAUGUUUCAAUAUUACUGGAUCUUCGUCUCAAAAUCAUAUAAACCCUUUCGAAAAUCCUCAUCUACGUUAGUAUUGGAAUACAAAGCUGAACUUGCGCCUUGAUCGAUGAUUAGACUCUUUUCAAAUAAGGGUUUACUUUACCACUUGGUAAGAAAAACAUGUAUAAUAUAUAUAUUUGUGAAUCAUUGUUGUAGAUAGAUGUGUAACAUAUAUAUACAAAGAGUAAUAUUUUCAGCUGAAUGGUUAAUACCCAUUUGUUUACAUUUUCAUGUGUUGAAAAUGUAAUUUUUACUGUUUUUUUUAACAUUCAAAGUCUUAAUCAAUUUUUUUUAAUUAAA
Thlaspi arvense is the source of this 1775-nucleotide messenger RNA. NCBI's taxonomy places the organism in Eukaryota, Viridiplantae, Streptophyta, Magnoliopsida, Brassicales, Brassicaceae. The record is from the annotation of a GenBank genome assembly.